Mus musculus (house mouse) is the source of this 3791-nucleotide messenger RNA. Its product is annotated as predicted gene 6958. The transcript has a single exon. The coding region runs from base 309 to 1205 and encodes 298 amino acids. The record is from RefSeq and is a predicted model, not a curated record. Lineage: Eukaryota; Metazoa; Chordata; Mammalia; Rodentia; Muridae.
AUAUUAGAGUAACAGCCAACUAUUCCCUAGCGUCUUAUGUACCUGGAGGAUUUGACCUAGACAAGUGUACUGACUGGUGCCAUCCGCUCCGUGUCACCUUCACUGAACCAGGGAAGAGAGCUCUGGGAUGGACAAAAGGGUAUACCUGGGGUCUUAGGAUUUACAAGGAAAGAUAUGAUGAGGGAUUAUUGUUCACUAUCAGAUUAAAAAUAGAGACCCCCUACAAUCCUUUAGGCCCCCCAACCAAGUUCACACCCCUCACCCAUACAAUUACUCAGCCUACUCCAGUGAUUGCGGACCCCCUUAAUAUGGCCGCUAUCACCCAACCUCCCACUCCUCAGGUACCUCUAACUAUUACCCCCGAGAUUCCUUCAAGACAGAGGAUGUUUAACCUAGUGAGAGGAGCCUUUUAUGCCCUUAACAGAACUGAUCCAAGCGCUACUGAGGACUGCUGGCUAUGCCUGUCCUCGGGUCCGCCUUAUUAUGAAGGAAUCGCCUUCAAUAGAAAUUUCAACAGAACCAGCAGCCAUACUUCCUGCUCUUGGGGUACAGGACAAAAACUGACCCUGACUGAAGUAUCCGCGAGGAAUCCAGGUCUCUGUAUAGGUACCCCACCUUCCACUCACAAACACCUAUGCGGACAAAUUCAGUCCGUGUCCAGAACGGAAGCUAAUUACUAUCUUGUACCUUCCCCAGUUGGAUGGUGGGCUUGCAAUACAGAACUUACUCCCUGUGUAUCAACUAAGGUUUUUAAUUCAUCUCAUGAUUUUUGUGUCAUGAUCCAGCUGUUACCCAGCGUAUAUUAUCACCCUGCAUCCAGUUUAGAAGAAAGCUAUGCUGGCCGGCGGUCAAAAAGAGAACCAAUUACUUUAACCCUGGCUGCAUUCAUGGGAAUAGAUAUGGCAGUAGGAGUGGGGACGGGAGUGUCAGCUUUGAUAGAAGGAAGACAGGGAAUUCAGUCUUUGAGGGAUGCUGUCAAUGAAGACCUAGCGGCAAUAGAGAAGUCCAUUGACGCUUUAGAAAAAUCUUUGACCUCCCUGUCUGAGGUAGUUUUACAGAACAGGAGAGGUCUUGAUUUGUUGUUCCUAAAGGAAGGAGGACUGUGUGCUGCCCUUAAAGAAGAGUGCUGCUUCUAUGCAGAUCAUACAGGAAUAGUUAGAGACUCUAUGCAGAAACUGAGAGAAAGAUUAGAGCGAAGGAAAUGAGAACAGGAUGCUCAACGGGGGUGGUUUGAGUCUUGGUUUGAAUCACGACCAUCUUGGAUAACUUCUUUAAUUUCCGCUGUAGCCGGACCAAUCCUUAUGAUAUGCUUAGCUUUAGUUUUCGGCCCUUGUAUAAUAAAUAGAGGAAUGGUUUUCAUCCAGAAUAAAAUUGAUACAGUAAAACUCAUGGUUCUUCAAAGGCAAUAUCAACCUAUAGUUCAGGUAGAUGAAGAGUUAGGGGACACCAAUCUCUAAAAUUCUAUGAUUAGAAUUAGUCUAAACAGAAGAAGAGGGGAAUGAAAGGAAAUAAAACUGUAAUUCAUGUAAUGUAUGUUAAAUAGCCCAAAGAGUUGUUUCUGAGCUUUGAAACCUGGGGCUGAGAACAGACCAGGACAUGCCCGGGCAAGCCCAUUGCCUCCCUAGCUCCCACCCCUCUGACCUAAGUUAAAUGUUACAGGCUGCUGAUGUUUAAAUGGACCAAUCAUGUGAAACCGCGCCAAUUCCUCCCCCAGCCCCACUCCUUUUCUAUAAAAACCCCUAGCUUCCAAGCCUCGUGGUCGAAUCCACUGUCUCCUGUUAUGUGAGAUACGUUUCGACCCGGAGCUCUGCCAUUAAAAAACCUCUUGUUGUUACAUCAAGGUGUUGUGUUCUAUUCGUGAUUCUUGGGUGCACGCCGAAUCGGGAGCUGAGUGGGGGUUUCCCCACUGAGUUCUUUCAGUUUUCUCGUUACACCAUGUGGGUUCCAGGAACCCAAUGAGGGUUGUCAGACUUGGCAGAGAGUGCCAUAUCACCAGUCCUCUAUGCCUCAUUUUCUGAGGCAGGGGAUUUUAUUUUUAUUAUUUUGCCAUGUCAAAUACAACAACCAAAAGAAACUCAAGGAAGGAAGGAGUUUAUUUCAGCUUACAAUCCAUCAUUGACAGAAGGGAGGGACAGAACUCAGCGGUUACUUGGAGGCACAUCUGCUUGCUAUUGCACAAAGCACUAUCUCCUACUGAGGAACUCAUUUCACAGCCAAAAAGGUACAAUAGAAACUGUAGGAUACUGCCUUCUAGCCAGGUCUCAGCCAGCAUUCAUAGACGGCUCAGGAUCACCUGCCCAGGGUAAUCAUGGAACAGUGUUGCACACCAUGUACUGACUAGGCCCUCUUCCAUCAACUAGCAAAUAAGACAAUAACUCUAGACAUGUCCUGCAGAUGGUCUGAUCUAACUAACUGGGAGCCGGGCGUGGUGGCGCACACCUUUAAUCCCAGCACUCAGGAGGCAGGGGCAGGUCGAUUUCUGAGUUGGAGACCAGCCUGGUCUACAAAGUGAGUUUCAGGACAGCCAGAGAUACACAGAGAAACCCUGUCUCGAAAAACCAGAAAAAAAAAAAAACCUAACUGGGACACAGAGUGUCUCACUGAACCUGGACUUGGACUGGCUGGCCAACCAAUCUCUCAGAUCCUCCUGUGUUGGCAUCCCCAGGGCUGAAAUUCAUGUACAUUCCACCAUACUGGCUUUUACUGAGUGCUAGGCCUCUGAACAAGGUCCAAGUGCUUUGAUAGCAAGCACUUUGCAACCACUGAUCCAUCUCCCCAACUUCCAGCUUUCAGUUUCUGAGGAGGGGUCUCGUGCUUCCUAGGCUGACCUCAGACUGUGUAGCAGAGGGCGGUCUUGAUCCUGAUCCCCCUGAUUCAAAAACCCCAAGGUACCAUCUUGCAUAACUCACAGCUUUCUUAGAAUUGCUCCCCCACUUCUCAACUACCCACUUACAGAACACUGUGAGUUGCUUAUAAAAAUAGAAAAUAUUAACCACUACAUUUGUUUCAGUAAGCAGUGACUUGGAGCAGAGUUGGCAGCCUUCCACAAAAUCCAUCAGCUGGCUCCUGCCAUCUCUCUUUCCCUCACUCAGAAUGUCCCAUUCCAAGUUCCCAUCUGUCCUCACCCGAGCUUCUCUAUGGGGACUAUAUUUCCAGGUUUUUGUUGUUGUUUUGUUUUUGAGACAGGCUACACAUGACCCUGGUAAUCCUAGAACUUGCUCUGUAGACCAGACUGUCCUUAAACUCUGGGAUCUGCCCAUCUCUGCCUGCCAAAUAUCCAGAAGUUCUUUAAAAUAGGUUUUUUUUUUAAAUUAAAAGUUUUUUUUUUUUUUUUUUUUUAAUUUUUAAAUUUCAUCUGACUUUCUGUGUCUGAAUGUUUAGCUCUACGUGUGUACACCAGGUGGCACUGUGUGGUCACUGGAGGUCAGAAGACCCAGCUUGGUUUCCUGGAACUGGAAAACCAUCUGUUGUGAGCCACCAUGUGUAUGCUGGACCAUGUCUAAUGCCAGUCCUCUACUAAUUCAACAAGUGCUCUUACAAGCUGAAACAUCUUUCCAGGCCCUAAAAUAGCUUUUCUUUCUUCUUAAGAUUUAUUUAUUUUUACGUUCAUUGGUGUUUUGCCUGUAUGUAUGUCUAUGAGAAGGUGCCAGGUCCCCUGGAACUGGAUUUACAGUUAUUGAGUUGCCGUCUGGGUACUGGGAAUUGAAGUCAGGUCCUUUGGACGAGUUGCCAGCGCUCCUAACUGCUGAGCCAUCUCUCCAGCCCCAUAAAAUAACUUUAUUUUUCCUUUA